AUGUUCGCGGAGGCGCGUGUGGAUUGUUUUUACGCCACCAUGCGCAAGAGAGCGACCUCCGCAGUGCGCCGCGUGCGCGCCAGCAGCAACGCCCUGCUGGCAGUCAUCGCUGAGAGGAUUGACGGUCCAUUUAUGGGACACUGGUUGUCACUGUUAUGGAACAUGAAGACUUCAGAGGAAACAUGUUCAUGGACUGACAUUAAGAGCGCAUACUUUGGGAAUGUAUAUUCACAACUCACAUAUGGUCUCACCGUGUGGGACGAUGUAGCCAUCUGCACAACAUCCCGAGAAGAGUUAGAGGAUGCUCUCGGUGAUUGGAAACGUCAGUUAGAAGCGGGUGGGCUAAUGCUAAGUAUUUCCAAGUCCCAAUACAUGGUGUGUAACAAACCCAACCAACUUGAAGACCCUCUCGUUAUCGAUGGACAACAAGUCACUAGAUGUGACGAAUACAAAUACUUGGGUACCAUGUUACAUGCUUCAGGAAAUUUGGAAGGGAACUUGCAGCACCGUAUCGCCGCUGCCUGGCUAAAGUGGCGUGAAGUGACGGGUGUUACCUGCGACCGGAGGAUGCCUGUGAAGCUUAAAGGCCUUGUCUAUAAAAGCAUAGUAAGACCAGUUCUAACUUAUGGGAGUGAAACGUGGGCUAUGAAGCAGGAACAUGUCCGGUCUGUCCAAGUCACAGAAAUGAAGAUGCUUCGGUGGAUGUGCGGAGUAACGAGGCUCGACAGGAUACGCAAUGAACAUGUUCGCGGUAGCCUCGGAGUACGUGAUAUCGCCGAUAAACUACAAGAAAGUCGACUGAGAUGGUAUGGACACGUGAAAAGAAGGCCUCCUGAGUACAUAGGAAACGUUGCUAUGGAUCUGAGCAUUGCUGGGUCCCAAGGAAGAGGAAGACCGAAGAUGAGAUGGGCAGAUACCAUAGCAAAAGACAUGAGAGCCUGCGACGUUUCAGUCGACGACACGUCCGAUCGUGCGAAGUGGAAGGAAAGGACAGGAAAAGCAGACCCCAAAAUCAGAUGGGAAUAA
This is a messenger RNA of Leguminivora glycinivorella, 1026 nucleotides long. RefSeq lists its product as uncharacterized. The transcript has 3 exons. The record is from RefSeq and is a predicted model, not a curated record. The coding region runs from base 1 to 1026 and encodes 341 amino acids. Lineage: Eukaryota; Metazoa; Arthropoda; Insecta; Lepidoptera; Tortricidae.